Molecule: messenger RNA, 1727 nt
Organism: Vitrella brassicaformis
Lineage: Eukaryota; Vitrellaceae
Source: the annotation of a GenBank genome assembly
CGUCAAUACCAGCACGUCCCUAGCCAGUUUGCCCUGUCCUCUCCGUCUCCCUCCUCUCAACAAUCAUCUUGACAGCCGCAUGCACGUCGUGGGACACUAUGUGUGCCGGGUCAUCGGGAUCGUUAUCCUCGCCGCUGAACACACCCGUCCUCACCAGCACUGACGUCCACGGCAGCCCGGCACGAUUUGCACCUCUCACGUCGGCUCUGACGGCAUUGAUGAAACAGACAAACAAACCAACCAUCAGGCACAUCUUUGCCCGUUUAAGUGCGUGUAUGCGUCGGCUGGUUGCUUUACUUGGGGUUGUCUCCGAUGGCAUAGAUGCGGUCGAAGGUGACAUUGUCAGCGGCUGGCAGCGACCGAAUGCGCCGUACCUCUGCCUCCAGGAUGCGCGUGGCGUACCUGUACACCACUGCAUUCGGCUUGCUGAUACAUAUGAAACGACCCACCACGAAUGAGAGCAUACGUGCAGCUUGCGUCUAUCUGCACCCGGCAGGCCAGCUCACCCAUAGUAUGUGACGGGCAGCGGCCGGCCGUGCAGCUUCUCGAAUAAGUGCUCAAGCGCUGUAGUGAAUGCACCCUGCCCAAACCUACCUGACACACACCAACUCAUGGCAUGGCGACGGAUGGGGUGACUAUUUGACUGGCUGGCUCGCCAGUACCUGGGCGUGUGGUGUGCCGCAGAAUAGAGAAAGUCGGGGUUGGAGGCGUACAGAUGAGGGCUGUGCUCCUCGCCGGCCGCCAGCGAGCCAGACAGAAUGUCGCACAACACCUGUGCUUCCAGCGCCCAAUCCUGGGGGUCAUGCAGGAUCACCACAGCCUCCGGCAGCGGCCUGAACAGACGAAAAGAGGCAAAGCCGACCGCGUCCAUGCACCAUCACCCGUCCGUGGCUCACCCCUUCGGUCUCGUCUCCACUUUGCGGUAGGGAUAAAGGUUAGGCCACUCCUGCUUAUACACACACAACCCACAUGCAGCCACACUUCGGUGGCUGCUGCAGUCAGAUUUCUGAUCUCUUGUCCGACCGCACCUGCAGGAAGUCCUGCGGUGUGAUGAUGUCGCUAAAGCCACACGAUUUGGCGACGUCGAGAAAGCGCUUGGAUCCCACCACCAUGACCCGACGGUCUGUGUAGCGCUGCGCCACUUCCCUCAUCGGCGUGUGGCUCAUCUGGACCUGACCGACACCCAGACAGACACCUGCAUCGAUGCAUCCACCCACCGAUCCUAUCUGCCUCUAUCUAUCAUACCUACCUGAUCAGGCGAGACCUCUGUGUCCAGGAGUGUCGUCAGCUCCUCUGCCUUGUUGCUCUCCGUAAUGCCGCCGCCGUUGGUCAAGAAGGUGAAAGGCAGGUCCCCAUCUCUCAGCAGCUUCAGGGCCUCCUUGGCCCCCUGCAGCGCUUUCUUGCCUCUCACAAGCACGCCAUCGAUGUCGAACUGAAUGCAUGCACACACACAGAACAGAAUCACACUGCGCCAGAUGAAGAUCUGGGCGUGCCUUCACUCACCACGACAGCUGCCUUUUCUCGAUGCGUCGAUGGUGCGUCACGGCUUGCUGCUGUAGUGGAGAGAUGCCGCCGAUGCAGCGAUGCGCUGCAUACCAGGCCUCUCCUCACGCCUGAAGCAGGCACGAACCGAGAGAAACGCUUUCAAAUUGGUUCUUUCUUUCGCCUUUGUCCUUCUCUGCUGUUGCUCACCUUGGACGCUGCGCAUCAAAGAGCUCUCGUCUUCC